Messenger RNA from Podospora bellae-mahoneyi, 4097 nucleotides. RefSeq lists its product as uncharacterized. The transcript is spliced from 7 exons. Bases 499 to 2772 code for a protein of 757 amino acids. Gene Ontology annotation, cellular component: nucleus. NCBI's taxonomy places the organism in Eukaryota, Fungi, Ascomycota, Sordariomycetes, Sordariales, Podosporaceae. The record is from RefSeq and is a predicted model, not a curated record. Gene Ontology annotation, biological process: regulation of DNA-templated transcription. Gene Ontology annotation, molecular function: transcription cis-regulatory region binding; DNA-binding transcription factor activity, RNA polymerase II-specific; zinc ion binding.
GCCCUUUCCAUUUUUGGAUCAAGCGGGUGAGCGGGGAUGGAGGGACAUUUCCACACCUCCACCACACCUCCACAAACCCACAAACUAUUUUGACCAUCUGAUUUCUUAACCUCCGAACUCACUCGGAGGCCAAGACCGAGUCUGACAACCACCUCCGGACCCCACCGCUCGGAUCCGCUCCGUGACACCCCUUUUCCGACCUAUGCUGCCGGCCCUUCCCUUCUAACUGCCGAGUGAUUUCGGACGAAGUGAACAGACACGCAACGCCCGAGGUUCACAACUGUAUUAGCAGCUUGGGACGCGGUGCUACGGUGAGAAACGCGCUCACUUGGAAACUUGCCGUGGAGCACUCGGAGGAUUUCCCAUUGGAGGUUGGAUUAGAAAGAGGAACCGUUCUUGAGUUUGGGUCACGCUUGUCCUCUUCAUCCUCUUUUCUCAUUUGACCGGUGGCCGCCCCCCCUUUUUUUUUUCCCUGAUCCGGUGCCUGCAGCAAAGAAAAUGGAGACAGUCGGAGAGCAGAACACCCCCGCGAGUGCUCGGCCUCGGGUAACGAAUGCUUGUGAGGCAUGUCGGUCGGCCAAGGUUAAGUGCAUGGCCAGUAAUCAGUUGGGGAUAUGUAAGAGAUGCCUGGAUUCCAAAAGAGAGUGCAUCUUCAAAACUGGACCUCGAACUCGACGGCCGAAACAGUCGAAAAGAUCCCAAUCCUCCACCGACCCAACCACCUCCAUAACCGCCCCCCCUCCCCUCCCACCACCACCCGGCCCCUCCAAAACCUUCACAAUCGACAUCCCCAUGCCCGCCGACGACGACGUAACCGACAGUUUUGAGGUCCUCCGCCUAGCCCACGAGUCCACACUCAACAACUUGGUUCCCCACCUCUCCUCAGGCGAAGAAGACCAGGAAGAUGAACCCAUCUACGACUACGACUACGACUACGACAAGAACGCCAACAUGGACUGGCUCAACACCGAGCAGGCCUCCAACUGCGGCUCGGUCAUCUCCUCCCAUGCCUCCUCCCUUCCGAUAGGGGCUUCGGCAUUGUCCACCCCGCCAAGCAGCACCACCACCGCUGCUACCACUGGCGCGAGAUCCAAGCAGAAGAGCAGAAUGGUGGCUAGCUUGGGGCUGCAGCCGCAGUUCAACGUUGAUUCGGCGGGCAAGUUACUGCAGACGUUUACGGGGGUGAUGCUGAAUCACUUUCACUGUUUGAUUAUUGAUCCUGAGCGGGACACGGUGGCGAGUUUGGCGAAGGAGAGGCCGUUCGUUUUGCUUGCUGUGCUGGCGGCGGCGAGCGGGAGUCGGACGCUGCAGGGGCACAGUUUGUAUGACGAGGAGUUUAGGAAGAUUUUAGGCUUGAAGUUUGUGGCUGGGGGGGAGAGGAGUUUGGAGCUGUUGCAGGGGUUGGUGGUUUACAUUGCUUGGUAUCCGUUUCAUUUGCGGCCAAAGAACAAGCAGGCGUACCAGUAUAUACGUAUGGCGGUAGACAUUGUCUUUGAUCUGGAACUCAACGAAGACCCGGGGACGGACCGGAUUGAUGUUCCGCCCACCGAGGCGAGGUUGGAGGAGAUAAGGACGUAUGCGGCUUGUUAUUAUCUCGCUUCGUCAUUCGCCGCCACGUGGGGCCGCACCCCAACUCUAGCCUACAACACCUACACCGCCCACUGCUGCGAAAUGCUCUCCCGCCACAGCCCCCUCAAAGGCGACCAGGUUCUGGUCUGGCAGGUCAGACUUCAGCGGCUGGUGGAGGAAACCAACGAUCUCCGCCGGACUCAGAGGGGUGGCGGGCACUCCCAACAAAGUGAAUACCAAAUCAACCUCAUGAUACGAGGAAUGGAGACGCAAUUCAAAGAGUGGGAGGCGUGCAUGAGCCGCGAGCUUAAAAACACUCCAUCCCUCCGCAUCCUCCUCCUCUUCACCCCCCUCUUCCUCUCCGGCGCCCCCCUCCUCAAGCUCCCCUCCACAAAACUAACCCCCCUCCUCGACCCCUCCCAAACAACCUUCCGUGCCGAAGCCUCCAAGCUCUCCUCUCUGAUCCCCACUCUCCGCGAGUUCUACUCCUACUUUUUGUCCCUCCCCGCCCAGGAAAUAAAUGCCUUCAUGGGACAAGAAUGGGGCUCCUUCAUCCUCGUCAUCAUCCUCGGCUUCAGGAUGUGUUUCCCCAUGGCCAUCUGUCCCGAGUGGGACGACAAGCUGGCGCGAGAGAGGAUAGGGAUGGGGGAGUUUUUGGGAAAGAUGUGUGGUGAUGCCGCCGGGGAAGAGGGGGGAAAGGGGAAGGGCACGUCUAUGGAUGUUUUGAGUGCUAGCAAGAUUGUGCUGGGGGUGGUGAAGAAGAAGUUUGAUAGACGGGUUCAGAGGGUGGAGCGGGAGCAGAGGGAGGAGCGGGAGAGGCAGAGGGGGUUGAUUGGGCGGGUUGUGGAGGGGUUGGGGUUGGAGUUGGGGGGUGGAGGAGAGGGACAGGUAGCGGGCGGAGGAGGAGGAGGAGGAGGAGGAGGAGGACAUGAUGGUAGUAUUGGGGGUUGUCCUAUGAUGGAUGGGAGUAUGGAGGGGUAUUAUGCUUAUUGGGACGAGACGUUUGCUGAUACUGCAGGACUGGGAGGCGGUGGGUUUCAGGGUCCGAAUGUUGGACCUAUGGGGGGGGGAGGGACGACGACGACGACGGGGGGGAUACCGCAGCAACAGCAGACGAUGCCGCAGGUGAGUGGUGAUCUUUGGGGUACGAUGACUAUGACUUGGGCGCAGGGGGAGAUGACUUUUGAUGGGAUGGGGCAGUAGGUGUUUGUGGUCAUAUAUUUGUUCAUAAGAUCUUGAUGUAGGGUUGGUUGAUACGUUAACUGAAGACGUGUUUUCUUUUCUGUUUCGAACUCGAGGGACAAUCAACAAAUUUGAAUUCAGACACGGCUCAAAUGAUGGUCUGAUAUUGCGUUCGGAACACCUGGGCAAAAUCUGUUUGUUAGCGUUGCAUGCGAAUCAGGAGGCAUGCCAAGUGUGUGACAGCUGCCUCGAUUGCUGAGCACUGCCUGCCGUUUCGUCCACCGCGUGGCUCUGAAUAUUGCAGACUCAAAGGCAUGUGAUGAAUGGCUCGAGACCCUGAAGCCACUGGAUAUGUUGUCCCUCCAACUUCCACCUCAGUGGCAAGUCAGUCCUCGUCAUCAAAGUGAUGAACUUUUACACUGUCAGCCAAUCAACGCCCACGCCCACCUUUGCUAGAAGUUUAUACCACGCAAGUGUAAACGUCAACACGCUCAUCUCCCAAACUUUUAAAAACCCCCUUGAUCCAAUACUCGCCCAAAUCGAUGACCCUUAGCACCGGGCAGUACUCCUCAUUUAACACUAGUCCGAGCCUCUCACUCCCCUUUCCAUCAGGAACCAAAAACCACAGAUAAGAGCCCGCCUCCCACGUCCGGGUCCCCAGAACAUGUGACCCGCAACCCACGCAGGUCAUUGACGUGAGCGGGAUCUCUCCAAUAAACUGGACCUUCUCCACGCGGGAUGAUCACUGAAUUUUCGUUGGGUGGGAAUUUCCCUCCUCCUUGAAAUUGGUUGGGCAGGAAUUUCCCUUCAGUCCACGUUACAGAGAGAGAGAGGUGCCGUCCUCGGGUUAAAUGAAACGGCGAGAAUAGGAAACGAUAAACUCUCCCAAACCGGUCAACUGUAAUAAAACGAAUCACAAAACGGUGAUAACACCCCCUUGCCCUGACCAUGCAAGAAAAAGAAAAAAGAAAAAAAAGAAAAAAAAGGCGAAAGACGGUGUGCGCGCCAACAGAUCUGCAAGAAGCUUGUCUCGGCUCCGUGGUCAAUGCGUUUUGGGCGACGACAGGAACAUUUGCAAAAGAACGUUGCCCCCUUGCUGCCUCACUCGAUUCCCCCCUUUCUUGAUCAUCCCUCGCCUCCCCGCGCUUGCGAUAGAACUAGGCUCCGAGGCAGGGGUUUGGAUCACGACGACAAGGUCCCAAAAGAGAUCGACUUCUGGCCUUGUGAUAUCUUGACUUUUUAUGUGAUAAGAUGCUCUCCCAUCCACGUUCUCAUCAGCUAGUUCCGUUGGGAGCCGUACCCGGGGCCCCGGUGCUUGUCACUUGUUGAACAUGAAGAUCAAACCC